UGCCGCCCGAGCCGAGCCGAGCCCGACCCGCGGACGACCCCGCCGAAGCUGUGCCAGGAUGUGCGACGACGAGGAGACCACCGCUCUUGUGUGCGACAACGGCUCCGGGCUGGUGAAGGCGGGCUUCGCUGGGGAUGACGCGCCCCGUGCCGUCUUCCCGUCCAUCGUGGGCCGCCCGCGCCACCAGGGAGUCAUGGUGGGUAUGGGUCAGAAGGACUCCUACGUGGGUGAUGAGGCCCAGAGCAAGCGAGGUAUCCUAACUCUCAAAUACCCCAUUGAGCACGGCAUCAUCACCAACUGGGAUGACAUGGAGAAGAUCUGGCACCAUACCUUCUACAACGAGCUCCGCGUGGCCCCUGAGGAGCACCCCACCCUGCUGACUGAGGCCCCACUGAACCCUAAGGCCAACCGUGAGAAGAUGACUCAGAUCAUGUUUGAGACCUUCAAUGUCCCUGCCAUGUACGUAGCCAUCCAGGCGGUGCUGUCCCUGUAUGCUUCUGGCCGUACCACAGGCAUUGUUCUGGACUCUGGGGAUGGUGUAACUCACAACGUUCCCAUCUAUGAGGGCUACGCUUUGCCCCAUGCCAUCAUGCGUCUGGAUCUGGCUGGUCGGGAUCUCACUGACUACCUCAUGAAGAUCCUCACUGAGCGUGGCUACUCCUUUGUCACCACUGCUGAACGGGAAAUUGUCCGUGACAUUAAAGAGAAGCUGUGCUAUGUUGCCCUGGAUUUUGAGAAUGAAAUGGCCACGGCCGCCUCUUCCUCCUCCCUGGAGAAGAGUUAUGAGCUGCCUGAUGGCCAAGUCAUCACUAUUGGCAAUGAGCGCUUCCGCUGCCCUGAGACACUAUUCCAGCCCUCCUUCAUUGGUAUGGAAUCUGCUGGCAUCCAUGAAACAACUUAUAACAGUAUCAUGAAGUGUGACAUUGAUAUCCGCAAGGACCUGUAUGCCAACAAUGUCUUAUCUGGAGGUACCACCAUGUACCCUGGUAUUGCUGAUCGCAUGCAGAAGGAAAUCACUGCCCUGGCUCCCAGCACCAUGAAGAUUAAGAUUAUUGCUCCCCCUGAGCGUAAGUACUCUGUCUGGAUCGGGGGCUCCAUCCUGGCUUCCCUGUCCACCUUCCAGCAGAUGUGGAUUAGCAAGCAAGAGUAUGAUGAGGCAGGCCCGUCCAUCGUCCACCGCAAAUGCUUCUAAGGUGCCUUCUCUCUUAGUCUACCUUACAUUCAGGAUGACAGUAUUAUGCUUCUUGGAAUCUUCCGAACCACCCUCCCUUAUCUCUCAUCAAUCAUUGUACAGUUUGUUUACACAUGUGCAAUUUAUUUGUGCUUCUAAUAUUUAUUGCUUUAUAAAUAAACCAGACCCGGACUUGCAACAUA
This is a messenger RNA of Lynx canadensis (Canada lynx), 1374 nucleotides long. It is a transcript of the gene ACTC1, whose product is annotated as actin alpha cardiac muscle 1. Gene Ontology annotation, biological process: heart contraction; actin filament organization; actin-myosin filament sliding. The coding region runs from base 59 to 1192 and encodes 377 amino acids. Gene Ontology annotation, cellular component: sarcomere; actin filament. The record is from RefSeq and is a predicted model, not a curated record. Lineage: Eukaryota; Metazoa; Chordata; Mammalia; Carnivora; Felidae. Gene Ontology annotation, molecular function: myosin binding. The transcript is spliced from 7 exons.